Messenger RNA from Trichoplusia ni (cabbage looper), 2204 nucleotides. It is a transcript of the gene Tbh, whose product is annotated as tyramine beta-hydroxylase. Gene Ontology annotation, cellular component: secretory granule membrane. The transcript is spliced from 11 exons. Lineage: Eukaryota; Metazoa; Arthropoda; Insecta; Lepidoptera; Noctuidae. Bases 300 to 2099 code for a protein of 599 amino acids. Gene Ontology annotation, biological process: norepinephrine biosynthetic process; dopamine catabolic process; octopamine biosynthetic process. Gene Ontology annotation, molecular function: copper ion binding; dopamine beta-monooxygenase activity. The record is from RefSeq and is a predicted model, not a curated record.
UUAAUUCAUAAGACGUCAUCACAUCACUACUAUCAUUACAAGAAAACUAAGAAGACGACAAGGAAGGGGGGAAAGCUGUUGUGUUUUAUAAUAAACAAAUUAUUUUGAUUUUUUUAUUAACUUUGUUAGCGACUGUACCGAGUUAAAACCUUCCAUUUUCGUCUCGACUGUACUGGGACUGGCAUACCAAUACCUCUUAGAAUGUCAUAGCUAUAUAUCUAGUCGGCGCUGCUGGGCAGCUCAGAUCUCUCUCAUUGUCUGCUCUGCUGCAGAGCUGUGCGCACCAGUACCAAUGCAAGAUGCAUCCGAUUUCAACAGUGGUUUUAAAAUGUAUAUUUAUACUUUCUUUAUUUGUUAAUUCGCAUCUUUCAUAUAAAAUCAAGAGAUCCCGUGAUCAUCAGAUCGCAGAGAGCGAAUCAGUUCUUGAUCCUUCCGGAAAUCUGUUACUAAAGUGGCGCGUCGAUUACACGCUGCGGAAGAUAAAGUUUCGGGUAUCGUUUUCGGAUAAGGCUUCCCCAUGCAACUGGUUCGCCUUAGGAUUCUCUGACAGAGGCAAUCUCAAUAACUCGGACGCCUGCUUAUUUUGGACUGAUUAUAAAGGAAAGCAGUACUAUGAGGACACACAUGCAGAUGAUCAAGGCAAGUUAAUUCGGGACAACAGACAAGACUGCGAUUCAUUUCACCUGGACGAGGCAACUGGGGACUUGGUGUUUGAACGCUACUUCGAUACCUGCGAUGAUAAUGACUACAUUAUCGAGGAUGGCACUGUCCACGUGGUAUGGGCCCGCGGUGCUGACAAACUGUUCACAUCCAAGGGUCUCUGUUUAAGUUGCACCCCUACCGAAGACCACGGCUUCAUCAGAGUCCGCCUACUGACUCCCCUGCGUAAUGAGAAAGUUGUUGGUCAUCAACUGCACUUCAAAACUAAGGACGUUCAAGUACCAGCUGAUGACACCACGUAUUGGUGCAAAGUAUUCAAGUUACCGGAUUAUGUUACUGAAAAAAGGCAUCAUAUUAUUCAGUUUGAAUCGUCAAUAACCAAAGGUAACGAGGGCUUGGUACACCACAUGGAGGUGUUCUAUUGCGACACGGACCCUCACGCGGUGAUACCACUUUAUGAAGGCAACUGCUUCGAUCCGAACAGACCUAAUAUCACUAAAACAUGUUCGAAGGUAAAAGCCGCCUGGGCAAUGGGAGCUCUGCCAUUUACUUACCCAAAAGAAGCUGGUUUGCCUCUCGGAGGACCGAAGUCAAACAAAUAUGUUUUGCUUGAAGUACAUUACAACAAUCCGCAGAUGAGAAAAGACUGGGUGGAUAGUUCUGGUAUGACCCUGCACCUCACCUCUGAGUUGCGACAGUACGACGCGGCGAUCAUGGAACUGGGCCUGGAGUACACCGACAAGAUGGCCAUCCCUGGGCGGCAGAAGGCUUUCCCAUUGACGGCCCACUGCGUCCCGCAAUGCACUGGAGUGGGUCUACCCUCAGACGGUAUAGUGGUGUUUGGCAGCCAACUACACACGCAUUUGACCGGCGUGGCAGUGUGGACGCGCCACUCGCGCCAGGGAAUUGAAUUGCCACUCCUUAACCAAGACAUACACUACUCCACCCACUUUCAGGAGAUACGAUUACUGCAUAGGCCUGUGAAAGUCCUACCGGGUGAUUACUUAGAAACAACAUGCAUUCACAACACUGAGGACAGAGAGAACGCCACGGUCGGCGGGCACUCCAUUCAAGACGAGAUGUGCGUCAACUACAUACACUACUACCCCGCCACGGAGCUGGAAGUCUGCAAGAGUGCUGUCUCCAAUUUGGCUCUAGAGAACUACUUCAAGUUCGAAAAAAAUUUCGACAACAUGCCUAUUUCAUACACAGCUGCCCCUCGUGCGAACUACUUGGCUAUACAUCCGUGGUCAGACUUGAGAGCUAGCGCCCUGAACACCCUGUACAUGGAGUCCCCGUUAUCUAUGCAGUGCAACAAGUCCGAUGGAACUCGAUUCCAGGGAGAUUGGGAAGGCCUUCUUAUUCCAAAGAUCAAAUUGCCUUUGCCACCGGAACGACGAGUUUGUCCAGGGGCGAUCAAUGCCAUCGAUAAUUAUUAAAAGCUCUGAAAAACUUCACUAUAUUUAUUUCAUAGUAACAGGAAAAUGUUAUAAUUUAGAUAUAAUGCGCCAAUGGCUUUUAAAUAAAAUACUUUGUGAUUAAAA